Messenger RNA from Micropterus salmoides (largemouth bass), 6304 nucleotides. RefSeq names its product pleckstrin homology domain containing, family O member 1a (gene plekho1a). Gene Ontology annotation, biological process: regulation of myoblast fusion. The coding region runs from base 116 to 2176 and encodes 686 amino acids. Gene Ontology annotation, cellular component: muscle cell projection membrane; ruffle membrane. Lineage: Eukaryota; Metazoa; Chordata; Actinopteri; Centrarchiformes; Centrarchidae. The transcript has 10 exons. The record is from RefSeq and is a predicted model, not a curated record.
AAGAACCGGACGGACGCACCGACGCUGCCUGCAGGAUCUACCGGGCACCGAGCUACCGGGGCCGGGCCGAACCCCCCGGUGUGAUUCUCCUGUGCGCCCCGGAGCGUCGGGCAGGAUGAAGAAAAGCAACCAGAGCAGACGGGGCGUUCAGGACUCUGGUCCACAGGCAGUCCAGCAGCCGGAGAAAGUGGGCUGGAUCAGGAAGUUCUGCGGCCGAGGGAUCUUCAGAGAGCUGUGGAGGAACCGGUACGUGGUCCUGAGAGCAGACCACCUCUACAUCUCUGACAAGGAGGUGAAAGACGAACGGAAAGCACAGGAGGUGUUUGACCUGGCUGACUACGAGCGUUCAGAGGAGCUGAGGAAGGCGAAGAGUCGCAGCAAGAAGAACCACAGCCGCUUCACCGUGCUGCGCUGCAGACAGCCGGGAAACACCGUUCCCAACCUUGUGUUUCUGGCGGUGAGUCCAGAGGAAAAGGAAUCAUGGGUCAACGCCCUCAAUGUGGCCAUCAUCAAAGCCAAGAACCGCAUCUUAGACGAGGUGACCAUCGAGGAGGACAGUGCGCUGGUUCAUCCCACCAGAGACCGGGCAAAGAUCCCUCAUGGCCGCCGGCUGCCGACCAGAGGACACCUGAUGGCAGUGGCGUCCACCUCGUCCCAUGGCAUGCUGACUCUGGACCUGGUUGCAGAGGAGGAUGGUUUCUGUCCGGACUACGAUGACGCCUCCCGGGAAUCCUGGGAUAACAGCUUCCCAGACGAGCUGCAGAGGGGGGGUUCGUGUGGACAAGUGGCAGUUGUCGGAUCUGGGGGGUGCGGAGUUCGUCAGCGAGCCGGCACCGACGUGUCCAAGCUCCGGGUGACAUCCAAGGAGCCCAAGGUGAAGACCAGCAGUCUGCCCAGGGGGAGUGAGCGGUCCUGGGGCAAACAGUCCCACCUGGAGGCCUGCAAGGUCCACAAGACCCAGCAGGUGCAGGUGCUUCAGGCUCAGUCUCGAACACCACAGCCCGGGAAGAGGUUCAGCAUGCAGGGCCGGAGUCGCUGUGCCUCCAUGGAUGAAGUCCUCUCCUCCAGACCGGCAAUGAUUCGCUCUGAGUUACGCUUCGCUCUGCGGCGUUACCCGACUGAAGAGGAGGCGGGGGGCGGGGCUUCAGUACAGCCGGUCGGCCAGCUGCAGAGCCUAAUCGCCCAGCGGAUGCAGAGAGCUCAGGAGCUGCUGGAGGAGAUGAGACUGCAGGAGCUGCAGAAGGCCAAAGCAGAGAGAGAACGAGGAGGCAGCUCCCCCUACCUGAAAGGCGUCGGCUCCCCUCGCCUCCACCACCUCAGGGGCUCGGACUCUCCUCACUCCAGCAGGUCGUCUGGAUCUCCAAGGAGCAGGAGCAGCGACUCUCCUCGCCUCCGGGGCAAAGACUCUCCUCGUCUGAGGGGGAGAGAGUCUCCUCGAUCCAAAGCCAAGAGGAAUCGCUCCAAAGGGGCCGACUCGCCUCGCUCCAGAGGGUCUCAUUCACCUGCCGCUAAAGCAAACGACUCUCCUCGACUGAAAGAUUCAGCUCGUCACGCUGCCACCGACUCCCCUCAGACAAAGAGCUCCGACGCGGUCCGUUCACCAAAACUCAAGGGAUCGUCCAGCUCCUCUUGUCCCAACAAGGAGGACGACUCUCCCGUGCAGAAGUCGCCUGAAUCACCUCCAUGUGUCAGCAGAUUCGACUCCUCGCAUGUUAAAGGAUCCGAUUCACCACGAAGCAGUGAAACCGACUCCCCUCGUGUGGGGAGCAGCAAGGAGUCGCCCUGUCCGAGUCAGAAGAACUCCCCGAGCCUUUCUGGACCCUAUGAGUCCUCGCAGCCCAAGACCCCCGACAAACACCGCCUGUCCCCUCCUUCGCCGUCCUCGCCUCCGUCCCUGCUGUCGGAGGAGGACCUCGAGGUGGAGAACAGGCGUGCCGAGGCCGAGCGUCUCCUGGAGGAGGCCGUGUCGUCGUGGAAGGAGGCACAGGAGGUGCUGCAGGAGGUGAAGGAGCUGCAGAGCCAGACUCUACGGCGGCAGCGCAGGAGGACCUACGAGAAGAUGACGCCAACAGCGGCGGUGGCUCAGUUGCCAACAGCGACCGCGACGGCAGAUGAGGACGAUACGCCCACCUCACCGACGUCACCUGAGGAUGACGACGAGUCUGAGACACCUUGAUGAGGAUUUUCUUUCUUACAAAUCUUUAUUGAAUAAUUGACUUUACUCGAUGAAAGUAGCAGCGUUUUUUCAGCAUGCUUACACACAAAAAACCCAGACAGGAUUUGCAUAAUUUGGGAGUUUUUAAUUCUAUUCCUUAAAUGUUUUUCAUCUUCUAAUCCAGGGAUGGUUGCACGUGAACACUUCAGCAAGUGUGGAUUAUUUUGAAACCAGCAAUACAGUUCUUCCCAGGAGGUUUAACGACUUUAAUCCUCCACAGUGCACUAGACCGCCCUCACUUCUGCUGCCCGUUUUAUUCCACAAAGUCUCUUUGCGUGACGGAUGUGUCACAUUUAAUUUGAUUAAACAGAAUUUAGAGCCAAGAGGCAGUGGGCGCUCCCACUCCACUUUUUCGAAUGAUGCUGCACGUUGUUCCUGAAGCCUCUCCUAUGAUUUUCCAGGCAACAUCUUCCCCCAAGAGCUUUUUGGAAAUAUAUUUGGGGUUUUGGGAGAUGGAAAAAAAGACAGUUUGAUUUAAAGACAAUUUUUUUUCCAAGCAAAGAUGUCAACGUUUAUAUAAUGGGAAACUUUUUCAAUGCGACAAAAACGUAAAGGCACUGAAUUUCUUAGGGACUUGAUGAAUAAAUAUCUGUUACCUGAUUUCUUUGAUAUUUAUAAUAUGUCUUCUUGUGCGACAUUUCUGUUAAAACAAUCUUAUAAAUUGUCAGUCUGAUGUAGUUGUAGCCCCAUAAAUGCCCUUCCAGCUCACUGAUGUGACGUUUCAAACAUUUGCAGUGAGUUUUGUGUAGCUACAACAAAAAUCAGGGAGUUCAGUGUUUUACACCGUAAAGAGAAAAUAAGCAAUACUGUCAAUGAGAAACAAAAUGUGUUCUCUAAGACUUGUUAAUCAGUAAUGGGCUGUAACAGACCAAAAAGCACGGUUUAACCCAGAUUAACCUCUGUUCCUCCCCCUCUGUGCAGUAUGUACUCUGUUUCUUUUUAUUACAGCUUGGGAUUUGAUCUGUGGUAAAACAUUUAAGAAUAUAUAAGCUGAAAUUAAAACCGUGAAGAUCUUAAAACUAGAAUUUGAAACACGGACCAUUCACAUGAUCGGGUAAUAAAGCAGGACCCACCUUAAAGUCCUUUUUACGUCUGCUAAUGGUUGUGUUUUAGUGCUGCUUUUACAAUUAGCACAAUUAGUACUGGACUGGAUAUUUGAGGACAGUUGAGUUUAAAAAGUCCAACAGCAAUACAUCGGCCCAGAGUGCUUACUUUAAAUAUAUAAAUAAAACAUUUCCAUUUCUUAAAAUUGUUUUUAAAGCAACAUUAUGUAAGAUGGGGUUUUUUUGCGCGAUUUGGCAUCCCUUUGUUGUGAUUCCAUCGCCAGUCGUUGCUAACAGCCAAAAAUCAAGUAAGCACGACAUCACAAGACGCAGCAACAUUACUGACUAGUCCAACAGGAAGAAGGCCAGCUCACCGUUGGUCCUGCAGACUUUUAUUUCACAAAUCUCUCGCCAACGUCCGGCAGCUUCUUGCUCGGUCCUGCUCUUUUUCCCUCAGCGUCCUCUUCGGUCUCUACUCCUCUGCCUUUAGCUAACGUUACAUCCUGCUGAUCCCGGUUAUAUUGCCCCCUCGCUUGGCGCCGGCUCUCCACCUGCAGCAGCAUGAAGUUGCUUGGUUGGGGAGCUAGCCAACAAAGCUAGCCAGCAACUGACGCUGGAGCACUAACAGUUUCCGAUGUCCGAGUGUGUUAGCUAGUAAGUUUGCUAACAUCAACUCCACACUUGUAGCAGAUGUGAAACCUCUGGCUGGUUCACUUUGCAAACAAGCAAGAGCAACAAGACAGUAAGUUAUUACUGACUAGUCCAACAGGAAUUACCUGUCCUCCAACCUAAACAACAAAAUAUGAUGUUGGUCCAUGCCUCCCGAAAAGACACGAGCAUUUCCAAUACCAGACAACUUAACUACUUACGUAAGUCACGUGACAUUCAACACGUGGUAAAUGUUGUGAAAUGUUCACAGUUUGGUCAGGUUUAGCAAAAGAUUAGGAUUUGGGUUAAAAUAAGUCAAUUAUGUAAGUCACAUGACGGACGUCAGUAACUCUAUACAACUUAAAACUCAUAUCAUUUACUUGGCUUCACACGGGACUCAAAAGUUGGAAAGUGAAAGUUUUGACCCAUCCGACCUCCUAAAGCCCUGGAUAUACUUGCUUUUAACUAUGCGUUCAUAGCAAGAUGGCUGCCACGCGUAUCCUGCUUUCCUUUGGAGCGUAGGUUGUGCACGCCAACCGCCAGUAAACGCAAUUACCGAGAUCAUUGUGACGUCUAAAAUCACAACCUGCUCGAGUGUCGCCAUGUUUGGUUUGUUUACAAUGUGGAAAAUUCGGAGACUGUCGAGGAAGAUAAUCCGGUGUCUGCGAGGGAGAAUCCGGUCCUGGUCUGCCCCCUAGUGGAUUCAGGUACACGCAAAGUACGCAGGCAAGUAUGUGAACAAAGCCGCUUGCUUCGCCGAAGCCUGUCGACGCCUACGCAUUGUUAAAAAGCAAGUAUAUCCAAACGGACCUUCUGACUAUUAAUACUACGUCACCUGACUUCCUUCUUUGCUUCUGUCGUACGGCCACUAGAGGUCGCUACCACAGUAAACCCAAACAUAGGUCGUAAUAUCGCGCUGCACAAACGACCCAUAUUGUCUUUUUCUGGGAGGCCAGCUCGCCUUCUGUCCUGCAGCCUUUCAGCUCUUUUAGCUCAACGAGUAAAAGCGUCUGAUUUUUACUCACAUCCGGUCAUUCUCUCUUCCUCCGACGUCUUCUUCGGCCUCUUCAGCCUCUGCCGUGAUAUCUAUACUGAGAAUACUUCUUCCAAAGAACUCACAUUGUACUUUAUAUACUUGUUGCUUCGUCUUAUAGUUCUCUGCAGAGUCGUGUUGGUGCCAUGAAGCUUUACGCUGUUCUCUCGAUAGGUUUCAAUGCUACAUCGUUCAGUAACAGCAGUGGGAAUGAGACGCCAUCCACCCUGUUACAAGUCAGUGUUCCAUCAAAAUGACUUUCCAGCUGUUAUUUUAAGAGAAAAAUAAAAACUACAUAAUGUUGCUUUAAACAAUCACGACCACCAUGUACUGGAGCAUUUCGCAGGUGGAGUAUAAAUUUGGAUGGACACGUGACAAGACGUGUAUCGCCAAACAAAAAACAAAAAUUCACGCGUUGUGGAUAUAAAUGACAACACGUUUGUGUCGCAGACGUGAAUGAACGACAAGAAGUCGCAGGUGAUGUUGAAAUGAAAUGUAUGAUCUGACGUGUUCCUCUGGUUGCUCAAGCUAAUAUCUGCUGAUUUAUCGAUCGAGCUCUAGUUGACACACAGAAAUGUUUAUAGCACAUAAACAGUGCUGAAAACAUUUGUUCUAUAAUUGUGUACUAUUAGCAUAUUAGCAUAAAAUAAAUAAUAAAUAACAAUUUAUAGAUUCACAAAAAUACUAAACAACUUUCUGGAAAUAUGGACGACAUGUGGAGCCAAUAAUAAUAAUAAUAAUAAUAAAAACACUGUACAACAGGAACAAUAGGAACCAUCCUUACAAAUACAAAGUAAUUAAAAUAAUUAAAAUUACAAUAAAUAAACAAUAAAUAAUACAUGAAUAAAUAUCAGUAAACUAUUUAAAGGUCACUUUUUGUGUUGGUUGUUAAAUGUUCACAUGAAUUGAUCUCUCUUUCUGUCCCGUCACACGGUUUUCUCCAGUUUUGGUGUUUUUGCACAUUUGUCCUGAACGUUGAGAAGAAGCACCGGCGCUGUAACGGGUUACAUGUUAUGGAUUCAUUGUGCUGUGAGUGAUGUUGGUGAAAAGAUGAUUAAUUUUAUUUGUUUUAUGCACAUUUAGAUCAACUUUCAUGACCAGAAUCCACUGUGUCAUCUAACACUGUUCACAAAAAUAUGGAAACAGGUUAUUUUAAAUGUUUAAUUUUCUUUUCUUUUUUUUGCUCAUUUUAUUUAACUACAGAUUUUAUAUGUUGAUGUUUUUGAAUAAUGUUUGAAUUACAGUAUACAGCAUUGCAUUGUGGGUGAAUGGAGCCAAAAAAAACACCACUGUAUAUUUUCUGUUUUAAACACCCAGACCUCGUUUUCACGUGGAAAAAAUAAAAUAAGCUAAAGAAACUGCCAA